CUGGCCAAGUCCAUCGUGAUGCAAUGGCAAACAUACGGCUGCGUCAUAGUGAACCGGAGGGACAAACCAGCCACUCAGCAACUCACACAACACAACUAGGUAACCAUGCAGCACAUCGGACACCAUCAGUAACGCGGCCCGGCCACUGUCUUCUCUGCAACUGUGCAUCUACCACUCCUGGCCCGAGCACACCACGUCGCCCUUACAUCUGUCAACGUAUCAGCAACAACAUGCUCCAAGGCCAGGCGAGAAUUGUGAUCAGCGGCGCCGGUCAAGGCAUCGGCCGAGCCGUCGCUAGACACUUUGCCUCCAAAGGUCACAAGAUUUACAUUGUCGACAUCAACGAAGACAAUGUCCGAUACACGGCCGAGGAGCACCUGAAGGAACAUGCUGAGCGGGUAGGCUGGUCAAAAUGCAAUCUCCGGAGUGUCGACGACAUUCGUGCAACCAUCAAGAAAGCGGCGAAUUUUCUCGACAACCGCAUUGACUUCCUGAUCAACAAUGCCGGAAUAUCCUCGCCAUACUGGAAAGAUGGAAAGACCAUGGCAGACGAGUCAGUCCUGGAUCAAUGGCAGGCAUACGUCGAAACCAACCUCACAGGUCCAUUCGUCAUGUCUCAAGCCUGCAUUCCGUACAUGAAGGUGGAAAAGGAGGAUGAGAAAAGCAAGCUUCCAGAAUCCAAUGUGGGCACAGCGGGACCAUGCAUCAUUCAUGUUAGCAGUUUCCGCGCUUUCAUCUCGGAUCCAAACCAGGAAGGCUAUGCGUCAACGAAAGCGGCUUUGUUGGGCUUGACUCAGAGCAUGGCUGUGUCCUUACAAUCAUUUGGAAUCCGCGUCAACAUGAUCUCCCCUGGUCGGAUCAAGGUCACUCAUGAAAAUCCCGAAGCAGACAAGGAGGGAGAAGAAUGGGAGCUGGACGAAGACGACGUGGAAACACACCCCACCAAUCGUGCAGGUCGGCCGGAAGACAUAACCGAGGGAAUUGAGUACCUUCUCGGUGCCGGAUUUGUCACUGCGCAGAAUUUGGUGGUCGACGGUGGCGUGAGCAAAGUCAAGGGGAAAGCUUGAGCGUCGCUUGAAUGGAGACCAUGUCCAGUGGAAGUGAUCUCACGGUCUUGAAACAACCAGCAGGACCAAUCGCUCAGGAGAUGCUCAAAUUCUCAAUUCUCUUUCUACCUCUCAUGCAGUCUGGCAAGAUCAACCUUCCCGACCUCUUCCAAGUACCCUGUCAGCGCAUCCAGAUCCUUCGCUUCGUCCUCCUCGGUUGAGCCGUUUCCAAAAUAGUGGUACCUAUUCCUCCUUCCCGUUUCCGACCGCUGAAACACAAAGUCUUCCCAUCUAGGCUCCUUCAAAAUGUUGAUGCGAUGGUGACCCGUGCCAGGCCAUCCAAAAAGCGUCCUUGACUUCCCCGUUCCAUUCUUCAACCAACUGUUGCAGGAAUCACUUGUGACUUUGUCCGCAAAGUACUGGUCUACAUAUUCGUUGAAAUCUGCAGUAGCUUCCUGAGAAGGCGCUACCGAUUUGUAACCUUGGCUUUGAACUUUGCGAAUGACCUUUGCAAUGUAUGUGGCAGAUAACUCACAAUGCAAAGGCACUGUUCCGCCAACGGCAUAGCUCUGUGCUUGAAGCACAGCGAAAUAGUUGGGCAUUUCCGGCGCCAUUACGCCAAAAUAGGUCUCCGGAUAUCCUAUCGGACCAUCAGGUGCCCAUUGACGGUUCAGAUCGACUCCAUUUCGACCAAUGGUCGGGAACAGCGGACGGAACCCGUUUUCAAAUCCUGUUGCCAGUAUGAUGGCAUCGACAUGCCUCUCAGUGCCCUGGUGGUCGACCAAGCCAGUCGAAGUGGCAUGAGAGAUUGGUGUGUCCACAUAUGUCACCUGCGACGUUAAUAGAGCCUCCAGGUACCCAGGCGCCGGUGUGGUUCGUUUGCAGCCAGGAGCAUAAUUGGGGAGCAACCGGCGAAGCCAUUCUUCAUCGCCACCGAGUCGCUCACGCAUGCUCUCAAUGCACCUUUGCUUGAUGGAUUCAUUCUCGGGACUUCCUGCAACACCUCCCUUGUUUCCAGGAUGCAGCCUCUUCUCAAUACCUUUUCUGAACUCAAGGUACGCUCUCGGAUCUGACGCGAAUUUGUCCUUCUCUGCUUUGGUAAAGACAUACCCUCCAGGUAGCGAUGACUUGGCUUCAAUAAAUCCGGCAGCAAAGGUUGACAAGAACUUGUAUACCGCUUGCGCCAUUGCCUACAACCGCAAUCCGCUUUCCAGAAAAAUCAUAUGAUUCAUCCCAGGUUGCAGUAUGACACACAUGGCCUUGAAAGGUAGUCGUCAACCCUGGGAUCUCCGGUGCCUUCGGCUUGUUAAUUCUCCCCUGCGCUGAGACAAAAAAAUCGGCCUUCUCAAGGAAUUCCUGCCCGGUCGUCAAAUUUCUCACCAUUACCUCCCAUUCUGCCGUAUCGUCAUUCCAAACAGCACUCAAAACUUCAUGCUUCAAUUUUAGAUGCUUGUCGACGCCAUAGUAUUGCACAACGUCCUCAUAAUAUCUGCGGAUCUCUUCGCCAGGAGCAUAGUAUUCUGACCAAUUUGGAUUUGGAGCAAAGGUUAGUUGGUACGCAUGGGAGGGUACGUCGCAACGGACACCAGGAUAUCGGUUCUGAGUCCAGCCUCCGGAAACCGAGCCGUUCUUUUCAAACAAGACAUAUGAAAGGUUGGGGACUUUGGUUGUUAAAAGGAUCGAUGCUGCGAUGCCCGCAAUCCCAGCACCAACAAUGAUCACUUUCACCGGUUUUUCAGGGGUGUAAGGCCCCUGCUCAAGUCGAAAUUCUUCAUUUUGACUGGAAUAGGAGUCGGACUCCGUUGGCGACGUUAACAUGGUGUUCUUGUGUUGCUUUUGAACGACAAAGGAGAUCAGAGAUUUAGAGCCGCGUUGUGUUCAAAGGUAACCAGCACGUUAAGGCCGGUCUUGAUGUCUUUCAAGUUUCGAAGACGUACACCCUUGGUCAGAUCGCAGGUAAUUCUAGCUCUGGGCAGUGCUUCAUGAUGUCCGCAUGCCGGAGACACCCCGAGAAGACUACUCAGAAAGGAUAUUCUUGUCGGGAUCGGGUCCGGUUCUAGGCUGUCGUGCUAGAUCCUCACUGGAAUCACCGAAAAGCCGUGAUUGGCUCAACAUUUCAUGACGGUGGUGGUAACGUCUUUCAGGAACGUGGCACGCAAUCAGAGCUAGUAUUUGUGUCUGCGAUUCCGCAAGACCCAUUAUCCCACGUCAAACUUGUUAUGAAACUAGCAAAGCUGUCCGGAGUUCACUAUCAGGUCUUUCAGUUGAUGUCUGACAACUAUCCAGGUAUAGUGAGUUAGUGCUCCUUAUAGCUUGCUAUAACGCAGCCCUUCUGGCUGUUACGCUACCGCUCUUGCCACCUCCCCUGGUAGAUACCUCCCAGAAGGCGCUCGAUAGCGCUCUCGGGGAGCUAUCUUGAUAUAGGAUCAAAAGGAAAACGAACUUUCCCUGUCGGGCAUGUAGUUGAUGGCUUCGCCUCGAAUAAAUCAUUGAACACGCUUGAAAACCCCA
Molecule: messenger RNA, 3557 nt
Organism: Exophiala dermatitidis NIH/UT8656
Lineage: Eukaryota; Fungi; Ascomycota; Eurotiomycetes; Chaetothyriales; Herpotrichiellaceae
Exons: 4
Coding region: 24-1067 (347 amino acids)
Molecular function (GO): oxidoreductase activity, acting on the CH-OH group of donors, NAD or NADP as acceptor
Source: RefSeq, a predicted model, not a curated record